Messenger RNA from Theileria annulata, 636 nucleotides. RefSeq lists its product as uncharacterized. The record is from RefSeq and is a predicted model, not a curated record. Lineage: Eukaryota; Apicomplexa; Aconoidasida; Piroplasmida; Theileriidae. The transcript has 3 exons. The coding region runs from base 1 to 636 and encodes 211 amino acids.
AUGAUUGACCUGAAGCUAAGUCCUCCCAGAGAAGGCACAAGAGGUGGAAGAGAGCAGUUUAAGUGGGAGGAGCUAAAGUCACACGACCUGAAGGAUAGAGAGCAUUACUUGGGUCACAGUGUCAAGGUUGGUCUCCUGGAGAGGAAGAACAAGUUCUACAAGCAUGACUGGUACAUGAAAAGGGGAUCUGAAACUCAGUCUGAUCUUGACGAAGCUGAACUCACAAGACUAUACGAGCAGGAAAUUAUGCAAGAAAUGCUUGGAACUAAGCCUAAACGGCUAAUGUUGUUGAAAUCUAAGCCCACUGACCCACAACUGCUUAAACAACUUCUUACUGAAACGAAUAAGAGUUUGGAAAAUGAUAACCUUGAAAAGCCUGCUUCAGAUAAAUCUUCUCAUAGUAGAACCCAAUCUAGAAGUAGAUCCAGGAAUUCUAGAACCCGAUCUAAAAGUAUAUCUAAAUUAAAACAUGAACGUGGUAGAAGAGGUAGAGAUAAAGAUUCACAUCGCAGACAUUCCCAUAGAUCUGAAUAUCGCAAAAAUCGCACUAGCUCAAGAAGUAGAGUGAGGGAUAGAAGAAGAAACAGUAGAAGUUCAUCCCAUGGUAGACAUCGAAGGCAUCGACACAGAUACUAA